AAGCGCCAGUAUCACUUCCAGCGUAUCUAAAUAUCCACCAAUCGCUUAACAUUUACAUAGCUCUUUUGCCACUUUUUUUUUUUUUCUCUUAUGGUUGCGGACGAUCCUCCGCCUUUGCUACAAAAGUCUUGCCGCGCGGUCUGGCCAACAUCUCAGGGAUCUAACAACGCCCAAUCGACGAGGCCUAUCGGCCAAUUGCACCAUGACUUCUUCAGUCCUUUCAAACCCGGACUCCCUUGAGGUGCUGACGGAAAUGGUCAAUCAGACCUUGAUCGAGACUGGCCGGUUUUUCCAACAUAAAGGGUCACUGCAGUCUCGGGCGCAACUGAAACGAACCAUUCCUGCAGCGCAGGAGCAAUUUCAGUCUGCGUUAGAUAAUCUAUCUGAACAGAUAUUUGUCGCCAAGGCAUUCCUGGAAAGAGACUAUGAAGUCCUCAAGGCGCGUAAAGCUGCGCUCCGGUCCAAGCGCCCUGCAGAUGAUGUUGUCAUGGGGGAGGCAAAGGCAACGGUUACUUCUCAACCCGUGUCUGUCUCCGAACAAACGGCAGCCGGCGAGAUAGUUCCCAACCCCAGCGAAUCUAAACCAGUCAGUGACACUGUGAAAAUUGAGCAGCAACCAGAUCUGAAUGGAGACGAGCCAGGAACGGCCAAUGUGCCUGCGAAAGAAGAGGAGUCACAUGGCGCCGGCGCCGGUACUGCCCCCGAUUUUUCUGGUCAGAAUGCUGGAGAGUCGGAACAAAUGCUAUAUAACUCAAUGUUGAACAACCCAGAGCAUAACGAGUUCGAUCUUAAUCUCGAUUUCGGUGGCAACAACAACAACAACAACAAUAAUAAUAAUGACAACGCAGCAAAUGAAAGCUUCUUCAAUACAACCUUCGGGGAUACAAACCCUAAUUCUGGUCUCGAGAGCGUGAACACUCAAAUGCCAAAUACGGAACCCGGCCAGGAUAAUAAUGCUUUGCCGACGGGAGGCGAUGCUUUCGAUCUCGAAUUACAAAAAUUCUCUACUCAAUCUGGCGAUGCAAACGAACAAUUUGGGGGCAAUACAGAAGAUAUCAUGGGACCAGGGGAGUCCAGUUUUGACGACUUGUUCAUGGAGAGUGAGAACAUGGGCGGAAACGACAACAACGACCAGGAUUUGUUAGGAGGCGAUGGGUUGAUGCAACUGAACGAGCUUGACGAUAACUGGUUCACAUGA
Aspergillus nidulans FGSC A4 is the source of this 1198-nucleotide messenger RNA. RefSeq lists its product as uncharacterized. NCBI's taxonomy places the organism in Eukaryota, Fungi, Ascomycota, Eurotiomycetes, Eurotiales, Aspergillaceae. The record is from RefSeq and is a predicted model, not a curated record. The coding region runs from base 203 to 1198 and encodes 331 amino acids. The transcript has 3 exons.